AUGGCACAGUCAGUGCUGGUACCCCCAGGACCUGACAGUUUCCGCUACUUCACCAGAGAAUCUCUCGCCGCUAUCGAGCAACGCAUUGCAGAAGAGAAAGCCAAAAAUCCCAAACAAGAGAGGAAGGAUGAGGAUGAUGAAAAUGGCCCAAAGCCAAACAGUGACUUGGAAGCAGGAAAAUCCCUUCCAUUUAUUUACGGAGACAUUCCUCCGGGAAUGGUGUCCGAGCCCCUGGAGGACCUGGACCCGUACUAUAUCAAUAAAAAAACUUUUAUAGUAUUGAAUAGAGGAAAGGCAAUCUUUCGAUUCAGUGCCACCUCUGCCCUGUACAUUUUAACUCCUUUCAAUCCUGUUAGAAAAAUAGCUAUUAAGAUUUUGGUACAUUCCUUAUUCAGCAUGCUCAUUAUGUGCACUAUCCUGACCAACUGUGUGUUUAUGACCAUGAGUAACCCUCCGGAUUGGACAAAGAAUGUAGAGUACACAUUCACAGGAAUUUAUACCUUUGAAUCACUUAUAAAAAUUCUUGCAAGGGGCUUCUGUUUAGAAGGUUUCACAUUCCUCCGGGACCCUUGGAACUGGCUGGAUUUCACUGUCAUUACUUUUGCAUAUGUGACAGAGUUUGUGGACCUGGGCAAUGUCUCAGCACUGAGAACGUUCAGAGUUCUCCGAGCGUUGAAAACUAUUUCGGUCAUUCCAGGCCUGAAGACUAUUGUCGGGGCCCUGAUCCAGUCAGUGAAGAAGCUUUCGGAUGUAAUGAUCCUGACUGUGUUUUGUCUGAGUGUAUUUGCUCUAAUAGGCCUGCAGCUGUUCAUGGGUAACUUGAGAAAUAAAUGUUUGCAGUGGCCUCCGGACAAUUCUUCUUUUGAAAUAAAUGUUACUUCCUACUUUAAUAGCUCAUGGGAUGUGAAUGGUACCUAUCUGAAUAGAACUGUGAGCACAUUUAACUGGGAUGAAUACAUUGAUGAUAAAAGUCAUUUUUACACCCUGGAAGGACAAAAUGAUGCUCUUCUUUGUGGUAACAGCUCAGAUGCAGGCCAGUGUCCUGAAGGAUACGUGUGUGUGAAAGCCGGUCGGAACCCUAACUAUGGCUACACGAGCUUCGAUACCUUCAGCUGGGCCUUCUUGUCCCUGUUUCGACUGAUGACUCAGGACUUCUGGGAAAACCUUUACCAGCUGACCCUACGUGCGGCUGGCAAGACCUAUAUGAUAUUUUUUGUCCUGGUGAUCUUCCUGGGCUCCUUCUACCUUAUAAAUUUAAUUCUGGCUGUGGUCGCCAUGGCCUAUGAGGAACAGAAUCAGGCAACGCUCGAAGAGGCGGAACAGAAAGAGGCCGAAUUUCAGCAGAUGCUGGAGCAGCUGAAAAAGCAACAGGAAGAAGCUCAGGCUGCAGCGGCAGCGGCUGCAUCAGCUGACUCGAGAGAUUUCAGUGGAGCCGGGGGCGUAGGGGGUUUCUCGGAGAGUUCUUCAGCAGCAUCAAAACUGAGCUCAAAAAGUGCAAAAGAGAGGAGAAACCGAAGGAAAAAAAAGAAACAGAAGGAACAAUCUGGAGAAGAAGAGAAGGAGGAGGAGGAGGUCCGCAAAUCUGAAUCCGAAGACAGCAUCAGGAAGAAAGGUUUCCGUUUUUCCAUCGAAGGAAACAGGCUGACGUAUGAAAAGAGGUUUUCUUCUCCCCAUCAGUCUUUGCUGAGCAUCCGUGGCUCCCUCUUCUCUCCGAGGAGAAACAGCAGGACAAGCAUUUUCAGCUUCCGAGGUCGAGCAAAGGAUGUCGGCUCAGAAAAUGACUUUGCCGACGAUGAGCACAGCACUUUCGAAGACAACGACAGCAGGAGAGAUUCCCUCUUCGUCCCGCACAGACACGGAGAAAGGCGCCAUAGUAACGUUAGCCAGGCCAGCAGGUCGUCUCGGGUGCUGCCGGUGCUCCCAGUGAACGGGAAGAUGCACAGCUCUGUGGACUGUAAUGGGGUCGUUUCCCUGGUCGGUGGACCGUCCGCACUUACAUCACCCACAGGGCAACUCAUGCCAGAGGGUACCACUACAGAAACAGAAAUGAGAAAGAGACGGUCAAGUUCUUACCAUGUUUCCAUGGAUUUACUAGAAGAUCCUUCAGCAAGGCAAAGAGCAAUGAGUAUAGCCAGCAUAUUAACGAACACCAUGGAAGAACUUGAAGAAUCCAGACAGAAAUGCCCACCAUGUUGGUAUAAAUUCGCCAACAUGUGCUUGAUCUGGGACUGCUGGGAACCCUGGUUGAAAGUGAAGCACAUAGUCAAUCUGAUUGUGAUGGAUCCAUUUGUAGAUCUCGCCAUCACCAUCUGCAUUGUCUUAAACACCCUGUUCAUGGCCAUGGAGCAUUAUCCCAUGACUGAAGAAUUCAGUCAUGUACUUUCUGUGGGAAACCUGGUCUUUACUGGGAUCUUCACAGCAGAAAUGUUCCUGAAGAUAAUUGCCAUGGAUCCAUAUUACUAUUUCCAAGAGGGCUGGAAUAUCUUUGAUGGUUUUAUCGUCAGCCUUAGUUUAAUGGAGCUUGGGUUGGCUAACGUGGAAGGAUUAUCAGUUCUUCGCUCUUUCAGAUUGCUUCGAGUUUUUAAAUUGGCAAAAUCUUGGCCCACAUUGAAUAUGCUAAUAAAGAUAAUUGGCAACUCAGUGGGGGCUCUGGGAAACUUGACCUUGGUGCUGGCUAUCAUUGUCUUCAUCUUCGCCGUGGUCGGGAUGCAGCUCUUUGGGAAGAGCUACAAAGAAUGUGUCUGCAAGAUCUCCAGUGACUGUGAGCUCCCACGCUGGCACAUGUAUGACUUCUUCCACUCUUUCCUGAUUGUGUUCCGUGUUCUGUGUGGAGAGUGGAUAGAGACCAUGUGGGACUGUAUGGAAGUUGCUGGCCAGACCAUGUGCCUUACUGUCUUCAUGAUGGUCAUGGUGAUUGGAAAUCUGGUGGUUCUGAACCUGUUUCUGGCCUUGCUUCUGAGCUCUUUCAGUUCAGACAACCUUGCUGCGACCGAUGAUGAUAAUGAAAUGAACAAUCUCCAGAUUGCAGUGGGAAGGAUGCAGAAGGGGAUAGAUUACGUGAAAAGAAAAUUACGGGAAUUUGUGCAGAAAGCUUUUGUAAGAAAGCAGAAAGCUAUAGAUGAAAUCAAACCACUUGAAGAUCUCAACAACAAGAAAGACAGCUGCAUUUCCAAUCAUACCACAGCAGAAAUAGGGAAAGACCUUAAUUAUCUCAAAGAUGGGAAUGGAACGACCAGUGGCAUAGGCAGCAGCGUGGAAAAGUAUGUGAUAGAUGAAAGUGAUUACAUGUCAUUCAUAAAUAACCCCAGUCUCACGGUGACUGUACCAAUUGCCGUUGGGGAAUCUGACUUUGAGAAUUUAAAUACAGAAGAGUUCAGCAGUGAAUCGGAUCUGGAAGAAAGCAAAGAGAAGCUAAAUGCAUCCAGUUCAUCAGAAGGCAGCACUGUUGAUAUAGGAGUCCCUGCAGAAGGUGAACAGCCAGAAGCUGAGCCUGAAGAAGCCCUUGAACCAGAAGCCUGUUUCACUGAAGGCUGUGUGAGGAAAUUCAAGUGUUGUCAAGUAAGCAUAGAAGAAGGCAAAGGGAAACUGUGGUGGAAUCUGAGAAAAACCUGCUACAGGAUAGUGGAACACAAUUGGUUUGAGACCUUCAUUGUCUUCAUGAUUCUCCUAAGCAGUGGUGCUCUGGCUUUUGAAGACAUAUACAUUGAACAGCGGAAGACCAUUAAAACGAUGUUGGAAUAUGCUGACAAAGUGUUCACGUACAUCUUUAUUCUGGAAAUGCUUUUGAAAUGGGUAGCAUAUGGUUUUCAGAUGUAUUUUACCAAUGCCUGGUGCUGGUUGGAUUUCCUCAUUGUUGACGUUUCUUUGGUUAGUUUAACGGCCAAUGCUUUGGGCUACUCAGAACUUGGUGCCAUCAAAUCCCUCAGGACAUUAAGAGCUUUAAGACCUCUAAGAGCCUUAUCAAGAUUUGAAGGGAUGAGGGUGGUUGUGAAUGCUCUUUUAGGAGCAAUUCCAUCUAUCAUGAAUGUGCUUCUGGUUUGUCUCAUAUUCUGGCUAAUAUUCAGUAUUAUGGGAGUGAACCUCUUUGCUGGAAAGUUUUACCACUGUAUUAACUUCACCACUGGCGAGAUGUUUGACGUUAGUGUAGUCAACAAUUAUAGUGAAUGCAAGAGUCUCAUAGACAACAAUCAAACUGCCCGAUGGAAAAAUGUGAAAGUAAACUUUGAUAAUGUUGGACUUGGCUAUCUUUCUCUGCUUCAAGUGGCCACAUUUAAAGGAUGGAUGGACAUCAUGUAUGCAGCUGUUGAUUCACGAAAUGUGGAAUGGCAACCCAAGUAUGAAGACAACCUGUACAUGUAUCUUUAUUUUGUCAUCUUUAUCAUCUUUGGGUCAUUUUUCACACUGAACUUGUUCAUUGGUGUCAUCAUAGAUAACUUCAACCAACAGAAAAAGAAGUUUGGAGGUCAAGACAUCUUUAUGACAGAAGAACAGAAAAAAUACUACAAUGCAAUGAAAAAACUGGGAUCUAAGAAACCACAAAAACCUAUACCUCGGCCUGCGAAUAAAUUCCAGGGAAUGGUUUUUGAUUUUGUAACCAGACAAGUCUUUGAUAUCAGUAUCAUGAUCCUCAUCUGCCUUAACAUGGUCACCAUGAUGGUAGAAACAGAUGACCAGAGUCAAGAAAUGACUAACAUUUUGUACUGGAUUAACCUGGUGUUCAUCGUUCUGUUCACGGGAGAAUGUGUGCUGAAGCUGAUCUCUCUCCGCUAUUAUUACUUCACCAUUGGCUGGAACAUCUUUGACUUUGUGGUUGUCAUUCUCUCCAUUGUAGGGAUGUUUCUAGCCGAGCUGAUAGAAAAAUAUUUUGUGUCCCCGACCCUGUUCCGAGUGAUCCGUCUGGCCAGGAUCGGCCGGAUCCUGCGGCUCAUCAAAGGAGCCAAGGGGAUCCGCACGCUGCUCUUUGCCCUGAUGAUGUCUCUUCCUGCCUUGUUCAACAUCGGCCUCCUGCUCUUCCUGGUCAUGUUCAUCUACGCCAUCUUCGGCAUGUCCAACUUCGCCUACGUCAAGAGGGAAGUUGGGAUCGACGACAUGUUCAACUUCGAAACCUUCGGCAACAGCAUGAUCUGCCUGUUCCAAAUCACCACCUCCGCCGGGUGGGACGGUUUGCUGGCGCCAAUCUUGAACAGCGGACCCCCAGACUGUGACCCUGAGAAAGAUCACCCCGGAAGCUCAGUCAAAGGCGACUGUGGCAAUCCCUCUGUUGGGAUUUUCUUUUUCGUCAGUUACAUCAUCAUAUCGUUUCUGGUGGUGGUGAACAUGUACAUCGCUGUCAUCCUGGAGAACUUCAGCGUGGCCACCGAAGAAAGCGCCGAGCCCCUGAGCGAGGAUGACUUUGAGAUGUUCUAUGAGGUGUGGGAGAAGUUUGACCCCGACGCAACCCAGUUCAUAGAGUACAGUAAGCUCUCUGACUUUGCCGCGGCUCUGGAUCCCCCACUUCUCAUAGCCAAACCGAACAAGGUCCAGCUCAUCGCCAUGGACCUGCCCAUGGUCAGCGGGGACCGGAUCCACUGCCUCGACAUCUUAUUCGCUUUCACCAAGCGCGUUCUGGGGGAGAGUGGGGAGAUGGACGCCCUCCGCAUACAGAUGGAAGAGCGGUUCAUGGCGUCCAAUCCCUCUAAAGUCUCCUAUGAGCCGAUCACAACUACCCUGAAACGAAAACAAGAGGAGGUGUCUGCUAUUAUUAUUCAGCGAGCUUACAGACGUUACCUCUUGAGGCAAAAAGUUAAGAAGGCUUCUUGUACAUAUAAAAAAGACAAAAGUAAAGAAGGGGAUGGACUGCCUAUCAAAGAAGAGAUGAUCAUUGAUAAACUCCAUGAAAAUUCCACACCAGAGAAAACAGACGUGACCCCCUCCACCACCUCUCCACCUUCCUAUGACAGUGUGACAAAGCCAGAAAAAGAAAAAUAUGAAAAAGACAAAACAGAAAAGGAAGACAAAGGGAAAGACGUCAGGGAAAGCAAAAAGUAAAAAAGAAACAAAGAAUUCCAUUUUGUGAUCAAUUGUUUACAGCCUGAGAAGGUGAUGGAUUUUUUUUGUUUUGUUUUGUCAAUGGGGCACUCCCCUGGGAGAUCUUUGCCAAACUGACUGUUUUUACAAACAUACUUAAGGUCAGUGCCUAUAACGAGGCAGCGACCCCCUCGUCAGCAAACUGUUACCCUCCGGAACAGGGUAGCGACUUUGACAGGGGGUUGCUGUUUUCACUACCAGCUGACACUGCUGAAGAGGAGAGACAAAAUGGCUACUCAGACUGUAGGGACCAGUUAAAGAGGUGAAAAACUAAAAUUUUGUGUAUGUUUAACAUAUGACUCUUGACUAUGUAAUUGUAUCCACGGUUUGCUUUUCGACUGCUACAUCCGCCAUAUUUUUACAAACUCUGUGUUGGUGAACUUAUCAUUUUUUUAAUUCACAGGUUGUUUACUAUUAUAUGUGACUAUUUUUGUAAAUGGGUUUUAUGUUGGGGAACGGGUUCAAGGGAGGGGAGGCGAUGAAUCGCUGAUGUACAGACAGAAACAAUUUGCAUGAAGGCAUGCUGCACUUAUUGAUCAUGCACGGAAAAUCAUAGCAUCACAAAAAGAAACAGUUACAGUACUUUAUGUUUAGGGAAUGUCUCUAAAUUUUGAGGUGCAUAACAGCUAUUCAUAUUUCAAAGUGUCUAAUCCAGACAAAUCUUAAUGUGCCUGUAAAAGUCUUAUAGGAUCUACAAGAUUGAAGAGUUAUUUAAUUUUUACAUAAUCCAUUCAUUCUGUUAAGUUGGUACAAUUGCUAUUAAAAGUUCCGGCAGCACGAAUUUUCACUUUUGGUUUAAGUGUCCUUCGACAGCACAUGAAGCUACUCUAACGGAUCUGCUCCAGAAUUUCGAAUUGACCAAAAACCCUUUAGAAAGUUAAUUCUGCUCCCUCCUGCAGUAUUGUUUAGCCAUUUUCUGCUCUCAGCAAAGUUGACAUAGUAUUUGUCAAUUUGAAAAAUCGUCUGCUAUGUAAAUAGUUAUUUUACCCUGUGGUGCAUGUUUGAGCAAAAAAAAAAAAGGAAAUAAAUAAAUAAUGACCUGAGCACAGUAUUUAUUGCGUCAAAUAUGUACCACGAUACGUGUCGUUUGCAAGCUUUCAGCAGGUAAUAAGAUGUAAAUCAGUACCAUUAUAAAUAGUUGGGAGGCAAACACUGAUGCAUGUUCCUCUUGCCUGGGCUGCUGUACCUAAACUCCUUCCACUGUUCAGAAGUCUAAUAUGGGAAGCCAUAGAUGUCAGUGGUAAAGUGAAACAAAUCUGUUCAACCGAGACCUCAUUUCUUCAUGUCAUUAAGCAAUAGUUUGCAGCAAUUUAAGAGUUCCUCGCUUUGCAUUCUGAAAUUUUAAGUGCAUACUGUACAGGGUAUAGCCAGACUGUACAGAUAAGUUGCAAGCUGCUUAAAUCUGUUGAAAAUAUAUGGUUAGAGUUUUCUAAGAAAGUAUAAAUACUGUAAAAAGGUCAUUUUAUUUUAUUUUUCAGCAUUUUGUACAUAAAAUGAGAAAUGAAAAUUAUCUUCAGGUCGAUGUCACGGUCACUUUUGUUACUUUCUGUCCAUAGCACUUUUUAAAUUGAAGAACAUCACAAAAUAAGGAAUAAAGACCAGGAUGAGUCGUCUUAGGUUUCUGCUUUUUUAUUAGUACUGUAUAUUUGCACACAUUUCAAUGUGAAAUAAAUCUCAAACUGAGUCCAAAAUUCACUGGCUUCCAAGUAGUUAUAUCUUGUCAUGGACAGGGGGAUUGGGGAAAGCUAAUUUGCAUUCCUAGCACUGCCUGCAUCAAAAGUUUCAACAUCAGUCUUCUUGAUUCAUGGGACCGUUGAUCUUUUCCAUCAUCUGCUUAUGCAGACUACUCUUUUUCUUGUCGGUUCAUGCUGCACUAGAACUGUUCUAGAUAUGAUGUGGGAGCCACAGUCUUUUUCACGAGAACCAAGUAUAGAAACUGUGUUAUACGUCACAUUGGGAGAUUUUGUGUCCCUUACACGAGCAAAAGUUAAAUGUAGACUUCUUUUACUAAAGCUAUUGACUUGUUGUGUGUUGGUGAACUGCAUGCAGGAAAAUGCUAUUACCAUAAAGAACGGUAAACCACAUUACAAUCAAGCCAAAAGAAUAAAGAUUCCUUUUUAUCGUAUUGUUCUGUCUUCGAAAAUUAAUGAAGUUAAAAGGUAGAUUUCUAUGACAUAAAAUGGUCUAUUAGAGAAAAUAAAUGUAAAAGAGACUAAAAUUCAAGAUAAUAGUUCAUCUUUUAAAAUUUCUCAUGGAAAAUAAAGUCAAUUACCUAAUGGGAGGGCUGUAUUGAAUAUCUAAUUUGGCCGAAUACCAGGAAAUGGUAUUGGGUGGAGUGAUGGAAAGUUACGUAAAUUAAUAAAAAUUUUACUAACCUUGUAA
This is a messenger RNA of Ornithorhynchus anatinus (platypus), 8448 nucleotides long. RefSeq names its product sodium channel protein type 2 subunit alpha. The transcript has 26 exons. The coding region runs from base 1 to 6027 and encodes 2008 amino acids. Gene Ontology annotation, cellular component: plasma membrane; voltage-gated sodium channel complex; axon. Gene Ontology annotation, biological process: neuronal action potential; membrane depolarization during action potential; sodium ion transmembrane transport. Gene Ontology annotation, molecular function: voltage-gated sodium channel activity; protein binding. The record is from RefSeq and is a predicted model, not a curated record. NCBI's taxonomy places the organism in Eukaryota, Metazoa, Chordata, Mammalia, Monotremata, Ornithorhynchidae.